CCACGUAAUUAAGGUGUAAGGAGCAUGGGGAUCGGUGUCGGAGGCGGCGCGCUGGAGGCCGCGAGGCCGGUGUCGGCCAUGGUGGUGGUGGAGUUCAUCUUCUCGGCCCUGCAGAUCUUCAUCAAGCUGGCGCUGGACGACGGCAUGGACGUCCGCGUCCUCGUCGCCUACAGGCUCAUGUUCGGCGCCGCCUUCCUCUGUCCCCUCGCCUUCCUCAUCGAGAGGAAGAAACGGCCACCACUAACCGUCAAGGUUGUCACAGGGUUAUUCUUGUGUGGACUUUUCGGAAUCACCAUCAACCAGAACCUGCUGGUGCUUGCCAUCAAGCUCACGAAUUCGACCACCAUCGUCACGGCUCUCAGUAACCUCACCCCUCAAUCUACCUUCAUCGUCGCAAUCUUGACCAGGAUGGAGACUCUGAAGCUCAGAAAGCCCAGCGGCCAAGCGAAGCUGGGGGGCACCCUGGUCGGGCUGGGCGGCGCGAUGCUGCUCACGUUCUACAAGGGCCCGGAGAUGCUGUUCCUCCGCCGCAUGGCGCACACCGGGCUCAGCCAUGCCACCGGCGACCGCCAGCUCCGGCCGCAGCCGGCCGCCGGCCCUCGGAUCCUCGGCUCCUUCCUCGCCAUCACCAGCUGCUUCAGCUACGCGAUCUGGCUCACCAUCCAGGCCAAGGUCGGCCAGGUCUACCCGUGCCACUACUCGAUCGCCGCGCUGGUGUGCCUCUUCGGCGCGGUCCAGUCCACGCUACUCGCGCUCUGCAUCCACAGGGACGCGGACCACUGGAGGCUCGGGCUCAACAUCAGGCUCUACUCGUCGGCGUACGCGGGUAUCGUGGCGUCCGGGUCCGCCUUCCCGCUCAUGUCGUGGUGCCUGCGGAAGAAAGGGCCCCUCUACGUCGCCAUGUUCGGACCUCUCAUCAUCAUCUUCGUCGCGGUCAUGAGCUGCAUCGUCCUUGACGAGGCCCUGCACAUCGGAAUCGUGCUUGGUGCCGUGCUGAUCGUGGCGGGGCUGUACAUGGUGCUGUGGGGCAAGGCCAGAGAGGAAGAUGAACAAGAAGCCGAUGCGCCGAAACUUGUUGGUCAAGACGACGAGCUGGGCAAGGGGCCCCUUCCACAUACUAACGGUGAAGCAUAAUCUGAGGAAAAUAAGAUCAUGCGUACACUUUGGCAGUCAAGAUUUUCUUUAUCAGUUUUGCUAAAGCACAUCUAGAUGUGCCAUAAGUAUUGUACAUCUAAGUCCUAUAUCAUUGAUCUUACGUUGAGAUUCGUGUGGAUAUUUUCUUUUCUUUUUUUCUUUUCCUCUUUAUGCUUGAUUCACUCACUUAGAUGUGCAAUAACUAGAGCACAUCUAGA
Molecule: messenger RNA, 1352 nt
Organism: Triticum urartu
Lineage: Eukaryota; Viridiplantae; Streptophyta; Magnoliopsida; Poales; Poaceae
Product: WAT1-related protein At1g68170-like
Cellular component (GO): membrane
Molecular function (GO): transmembrane transporter activity
Source: RefSeq, a predicted model, not a curated record